Molecule: messenger RNA, 2326 nt
Organism: Clarias gariepinus (North African catfish)
Lineage: Eukaryota; Metazoa; Chordata; Actinopteri; Siluriformes; Clariidae
Gene: tomm34
Product: translocase of outer mitochondrial membrane 34
Exons: 8
Coding region: 652-1560 (302 amino acids)
Cellular component (GO): mitochondrion; cytosol
Molecular function (GO): heat shock protein binding
Source: RefSeq, a predicted model, not a curated record
UGUAUGAUUCUACGGGUGUCAGCUGUGGGAGUGAGCGCGCGCUAAAGACGUUGCUUUAUAACGAACAAGGAAUAUGUUCCGUGGUUGUUGUCGGUCUUGUUUGGGUGCAUUGUCUUUGCAGUUUAAAUGUUAUAAGAGCUCCUGCGUUUGGGAUUCCACACUUUUCUCCCAAACUAGCUUUAAAUAGCAGCUUGAGAGAGGGAGUGAUCAGCGGCGCUGGGAAUUGAAACUGAAAUCUGACCCCAGUGCAGGGAGCCGGUGUGACUACGCUGUAAAAGGAAGGCUAAUGCUAGCUUCAUUCGUCUACAUUUUCUAGAACGAGUACGGUACUCUCACUCAACACGGGGAAGAGGAGUAAGCUCCUGAGCAGUAGAAGUCUCUAAUGUUAACCCAGUUUCUGCGCUAUUAUGUCUGUUUAUGAUAUAUAUCAACGCCGCCUUCUUCAAACUUAACGUUAGUGUAAAACUUUAAAGCGCAUUAGACGAGCAUUUUUUCAUUAGUUAAAUUAGCCGAGUAGCUAGCAGCUACACAUGCAACGAUAAUUUAGGUGUUAACCCGGCGUCUGUAAGCCUUACUAUAAUCACCUAAUAAGUCACUCAGUAAGUGUUUAACAAUUCACCCUACAUCAAACAACAACGUUUAAGUGGAAAUAUGCCUCAGAAGCGGCGGUCACAGUCUUGGGCAGAGCUGAAACAAGCCGGCAACGAAUGUUUUAAGACCGGACAAUAUGGAGAUGCCGUCUCUUUGUACAGCCAAGCCAUCGAGGUGCUGAAGAAACAGGGUCAGAAGAAUCAGGAAGAUCUUGCUAUUUUAUAUUCUAAUCGGGCAGCCAGUAACUUGAAAGUUGGUAAUUGCAGUGAAUGCAUCAAGGACUGCUCAGUAUCUUUGGAACUUGUUCCAUUUGGGAUUAAAUCACUGUUGCGCCGUGCUGCAGCUUAUGAAGCUAUGGAGCGAUACAGACAAGCCUAUGUAGAUUAUAAAACAGUCUUACAGUUUGAUUGCAACCUGCCUGCAGCUCAUGAUGGAACCAACAGAAUGACAAAGGCACUGACGGAGAUGGAUGGACCAUCAUGGCGAGAAAAGCUUCCUCCUAUUCCAACUGUUCCAAUGCCAAUAAAAGAACAAUUUUUGAGAACUGCAACACCAACUGUGAGCGCACCGCAGAACAAUCAAACUGGAAAUAAACAAAUGGGUGGUGAUGUGAAAAAGGCCAAACUGCUAAAGGAGGAAGGGAAUGCAUUUGUGAAGAAAGGACAGCAUGAGAAGGCAGUGGAGAAAUACACACAGUCCCUCAGCCAAGACCCCACCGAAAUCACAACCUACACAAACCGGGCUCUGUGCUAUUUGGCAUUACAAAUGUAUAAGGAAGCAGUAAAAGAUUGUGAAGAGGCUCUUCAGCUGGACCCGGCUAAUAUUAAAGCACUAUACAGACGUGCACAGGCAUACAAGGAGCUUAAGAACAAGAAAACCUGUGUGGAAGAUCUCAGGAGGUUGCUCAAAAUAGAGCCCAACAACACUGCUGCACAGAAGCUACUACAAGAAGUUCAAAAGAUGAAAUAACAUUUUUAAAACAACACCUUAAGUGCCUCAAGUUAACCCAGUUCAGAUCUGCACCACUUUAUUGACAAAUUUCCCUUAUGUUCAAAAUUAUAAUUAUAUUCAGAGGAACUGCAAAAUAGUCUGCAUAUAAAGGGUUAUGCAGUCAGUUUGUCAUUACAGUUCACAAGUCAGCCCAUUUAUUUGGGUUCAGAUCCAUUUAAAUGUGAAAUUUUGUUAGACAACUUUAAUUGUUCUACUCAUUUUUUGUUGCAUUUGGCUAAGUUAAAACUUUAAAGUUAAGGGAAACUUCAACAUGUGAAUCAAUUUCAGUUAAAAUACAUAAGUAUAUUUAGUAGUUUGCUUGCAUAACUUCCUAUGGAUGCGUACUUCGGAUAGUAACUUGUUGGUUCUCAACAGUAGCCCUUGGUCGGUUAACACCAAGAGUAAAAACUCAGUAUAUACAUGUCAAUGCUUGUUCAUAAUUAACCAAAUGACAAACCUGUUUAAUAGUCAUUUUGUAAAACAAACUUUUUUUGCCACCAGAUUUGUGAUGUGCACACCUGUAUGCUAAACUUACGCUGUUUUAAGUCUUUGAUAUGAGUCACUGAUCUCAAUGAAUGAACUAGAAAAAAAACUUUAAAUGUAUGAAAAACUUAUGAUUUAUGGUGGCUCGAAUAUUGUGAUUAGACUUGUGCUUAGUCUGAAUCUUCUAUGAGCCCACAAAUCUUAAUGUAAGGCCAUUAAAUUAGUCUGACACUGAUGUCAAUAAACUUAAGCAGUCAACAUG